Molecule: messenger RNA, 5530 nt
Organism: Scylla paramamosain (green mud crab)
Lineage: Eukaryota; Metazoa; Arthropoda; Malacostraca; Decapoda; Portunidae
Exons: 3
Coding region: 1738-4581 (947 amino acids)
Source: RefSeq, a predicted model, not a curated record
GCAUGCAGUUAGCAUGAACAGAAGAGCAGUUAGCAUGAAAAUAGCGGUAUAAGACAGCUAGAGAUGCAACAUUGCGGCGAUGACAGAGAGGCUGAAGAAAGUUAGUUGAGGAGAGAAGUUGAUGAGACGAAAAGGUUUUGAUUUCACCCUGUCUAAAAAAGCGGUAUGAGUGGAGCCCCUGCAGACAUGUGAAGCAUACUCCAUACAUGGACGGAUAAGGCCCUUGUACAGUCAACAGCUGGGGAGGUGAGAAAAACUAGCGGAGACGUCUCAGUGUGGUGUGGUUUGUGCAGUACAUUGUGGUGUUGUGUGAUGUUGUGCAGUGUGGUGUGGUGUGGUGUGAUGUGGUGAGGCGUGGUGUACUGUAGUGUGAUGUGAUGUGGCGUGACACAGUGUGGUGUGGUGUGGUGUUGUGUGGUGUGGUGUGGUGUGGUGUGGUCUGGUGUGGUGUGUUGGUGAAGUGUAGUGUGCUGCAGUGCAGUGUGGUGUGGUAAAGUGUGAUUUGGUGUGGUGUGGGAUGGUGUAGUGUGAUGGAAUGUGGUGUGGUGUGACGCAGGGUGGUGUGGUGUGGUGCAGUGUGGUGCAUUGUGGUGUGCUGUGAUGCAGUGUGGUAUGGCGUGGUGUGAUACAGUGUUGUGUGGUGCAGAGUGAAGCAGUGUUGUGUGGUGUGGUGCAUUGUGGUGUGGUGUGUUGUGGAAGGGCAUGGAGUGGUGUGAGGCAGUGUGGUGUAGAUAAGUGUGGUGGAGAGUGGUGUGGUGUUGCGUGAUAUAGUGUGGUACAGAGUGAUGUGGUGUUGUGGUGUGGUGUGGUACAAUGUGGUGUAGUGUGAUAUGGUACAGUGUGGUUUGGUGCAUUAUGGUGUGGUGUGAUCCAGUGUAGUGUGUAGUUCCUCCUCCUUUUCUGUUACCUUUCUUGGUUUUCUGUUAAUGAAGGGCAGCUAACAUUUGCUUAUUGAAUGAAAAAACGAAAAAAAAAUUUAACGAAAAAUAAAGAGAGAUGUUAUGUCCGGAAAUAACGCGCGCGCUUGUGUGUGUGUGUGUGUGUGUGUGUGUGUGUGUGUGUGUGUGUGUGUGUGAACAGAAUUUCAGUGCAAGUAAAAAAAAAAUCGCCUCCAUCUCUGCAGCUUUGCCUGAGCUUCCUCCUCCUUCCCCUCCUUGUCAUUCUAAUUCAGCAGUGCAAGGGACCCAAAGAUUUCAUUCUUUUCAGGUUAUGGUUAUGAGUAUAUCGCUGGCAACUUACACCACAUCCUCUCUCUCUCUCUCUCUCUCUCUCUCUCUCUCUCUCUCUCUCUCUCUCUCUCUCUCUCUCUCUCUCUCUCUCUCAUUGCAUCUUUUAUUCUUAUUUGUCUGUUCACUAUAUAUUUAAUAAUGUUUUCCAUAUUUAUUAUCUUUAUUAUACCUUACAACACACACACACACACACACACACACACACACACACACACACACACACACACACACACACACACACACACACACACACACACAUACAGAGUUUUCCUGUUAUGCAGUGACUCAAGCAGUAGGUUGAAAGAGUUGAUACACGUAGUUUCGUAGAGCACUCUCAUGUGAGUGUGUGUGGUGUCACAUGAGGGAAGCAGGUGUGCUGUAGGCUGACAGCCGUUUUGGGUUACCUCAGAGCAACACACGCCCCACAUCCCACCAUGGCAUCCAAUCCACAUCACCUCGUGAAAGAAUUUCUUGAGGCAAUUCAACACCACCCAACAGCGAAAGGGAGAUGGAUGCCAAAACCCCCUGGGACGUGACCACCAGGGCAGUGAGAGGGAGGAGGAGCCAGGGGACAGCCAGGAAUCCCAGCAGGAUGAGGAACAAGAGCGAACGAUGGGGACAGAGAUGGGAGGAGGCUGCCCUGCCAUCAACACCGUCACAACACGCCCCAUCGCUACCGCAACACAAUGUGUACGCCGCAAGACAUACAAACGGGAGGAGAAACUUAGUCUGGAAAGGACUAACAGAAGAAGAAACAACCAUGUGGGUGAACAACACUUACACAGAAUUAGUUGGGUGGUCGACAUGUCAUCUGUUCGAUCCACCAAAGUGUGCAGCCACCAACAAAAUUGUACAAGAGAUGGUCAUCCUCCUCAACAGUUACUUACAAGAGUCACCCCUCGCACCGUAUGCGAUGAAAUUAUUCUUCACACUGCCAAAACUCUUCUUUCAAAAGACACAUAGAAAUGCGAAGGCGGCGGAAAACGUGAAAGCCGUCGCAAGAAGAGUGGGUCUAUGGCAGAACAACCAACUGGAUGAGCUCCUGGAGGAAGCCCGAGCCAUCCAGAAGAGGCUGCCAAGGCCAUCAGGAAACCAACAAGGGCAGGAAGACAAAGCCCGUAAUUUCGCUGGCAAUAUGCGGCAAGGACAGGUGUCCAGGGCUCUGCAGGCACUUAAUGAACAGCAGUCAGGUGGAGUGUUGCCCCUCACCAGGGAAACCAUCCACCUGCUGAAGGAAAAACAUCCUCCCCCCAGUGACGAGGAGGGCCUCAGGAUGCAGGGGCCUUUCCGCAAGCCCAAUGAUGUCAUCUACGAGGUGAUAACUGGAGAGAUGAUCUGGAAGAAGUCUCUCCAGACACACGGCAGUGCUGGUCCCUCAGGACUAGACGCUAGAGGGUGGCGUCGCCUGUUGAGCGGCGCACUCUGUGGCAGCGCCGCUAACGACCUAUGCGGCGCCCUGGCAGCACUGGCGAGGAAGCUUGCCACCACAAAUUGUCACCACGUCGAGGCUCUCACAGCAUGCCGAUUAAUUCCGCUGGACAAAAAGCCGGGAUGCAGACCAAUUGGCAUCGGCGAGGUGAUAAGACGCAUCGGGGGUAAAUGCGUCAUGACGGUGGUCAAGGACGACGUAAGGAGGGCAGCGGGGAACCUGCAAGUAUGUGCAGGACAGCAGGCAGGAGGGGAAGCCGCCAUCCACGCUAUGAGGGAAAUGUUCAGUGAAGACAAUUGUGAAGUGGUGUUAUUAGUGGACGCCAAAAACGCUUUCAACACUAUUAACAGAAAAACAAUGCUUCACAACAUUCGAGUAAAAUGUCCCUCUCUGGCACAAUAUGUAGAAAACACAUAUAGUGACCCCUCGGAUUUGUACAUAUGUAGUAAUAGUGGUAAUAGUGUUAAGGUGUUAAAGUCCAUGGAAGGGACAACACAAGGUGACCCAGUGGCCAUGGCGAUGUACGCCCUCGGACUUUCAGUGCUGCAACAAGUUAUCUCAUAUGAGAAAACGAGUGUGAAGCAAGUGGCGUACGCGGAUGACCUGUCAGGGGCCGGCAAAAUAACAGACUUGAAAAAAUGGUGGGGCUUAGUGAACGACAAUGGUCCCAUCAUAGGGUACACACCCAAUGCCGCUAAGUCCGUCCUUAUUGUAAAGCCUGAACACUAUGACAGUGCAGUGGAUAGCUUCAGUGGCAGUGGAGUUAUAAUAACAAAGGAUGGACAACGGCAUCUGGGUGCUGUCAUCGGAACAGAGGAGUUCAAGAAGGAGUACAUAGGAGAAAAGGUGAAGGAGUGGAUACAUGAGGUGGAAGUCCUGUCUGACAUGGCCAGGACUGAGCCUCAUGCAGCCUACUCCGCCUACACCCACGGCUUGCAGCAUCGUUGGAGAUUCGCCAUGCGCACCAUCCCAGGCAUCAGCCCUCUCCUUGCACCACUGGAGGUCUCGAUAAGGAACACCUUCCUCCCAGCGUUACUGAGAUCCCACACCAUCGGAGAUGGGGAAAGGGCGCUGCUCGAACUUCCACCAAGACUGGGCGGGAUGGGAAUCACCUCCCCUGAGAAGUUGGCGACUGUGGAGAACCUCAACUCCCUCAAGCUCACCAGGUCCCUCACAGAGAAGAUCAUUGCUCAGGACGCACAUGGUGAAAUAGCCCAAAGUGCAGUCACUGAGCAAGGACGAACUAUAUCUAGAGAUAGGCAACAACAUCAACGAAACUGUCUCGAAGACCUGAUAAACAUCCUGCCUGCAACCACAGUGAGAAAAAUCCUCACUGCACAGGAAACGGGAGCCUCUAACUGGCUAACGUCACUGCCCAUCAGAGCGAAGGGCUUCAGCCUCAACAAACAAGAAUUUGUCGACGCCAUUGCUCUGAGGUGCGGCUGGCCGAUGGAAGGACUCCCCAUUACCUGUGUCUGUGGCUCCCCCAAUGACGUCAACCACACCAUGACGUGCAAAAAGGGGGGAUUCGUAUGUAUCAGGCACGAUGAGGUGAGAGAUCUGACCGCCAGCAUGCUCAGGGAGGUGUGCCACGAUGUCUCCACUGAAACGACCCUCCUGCCGCUAGACAGCGAGCACCUGCGCUACAGAACAGCCAACACCACCAACGAGGCUCGAGUCGACGUGCACGAGGGUUCUGGACAAGGGGACAGAAAGCAUUCGUGGACAUACGGAUCUUUGACCCGAUGGCCGCCUGUCACCACGAACUCUCCCUGGAGGCCGCCCACCGCAAGAAUGAGCAGGAGAAGAUCCGAGCGUAUGGGGAGAGAAUCCAACACGUUGACCAGGGCAGCUUCACACCUCUGGUCUUCACCACAUCUGGCGGGAUGGGCUCCAAGGCUCAGUGCUUCUACUCAAGACUAGCCGACCUAAUGGCAGAAAAGAAGCACCAGCCAAGGAGCCAUGUCGUUGCAUGGAUUAGGUGCCGUCUCUCAUUCUCCCUCCUCAGAUCUGCCCUCCUGUGUCUCAUGGGGACAAGGCAUUCCACUCCCAUACCUGCAGACUUAGGAGGCCUCGACUGCGAGGCUACAGUGGUGGAGAGUGGCAUAAGAGUAGAUAGAGUAGAGGUAGAGUGAAUUUAUAGUUAACAACUAAUGUCUAUAUUAUAGAGUAUUAGAUAUGGUUGGAUGCCACAGUCAUUAGCGAGAGCUGGGGCUAAUGACCUCCAAGUAAUGGAGCCCCUAAUUGACACAUCAAUAAACAUGGGGUGGAGGUAUUAUUUUAAUAUAGUAAUCGUAGUAGUAGCAGCAGUCGUAGUAAUAGUAGUACGUAGCAGCAGCAGCAGCAGCAGCAGUACCAACGGUAGUGUAAGCAUGAGUAAUAAAGUCAGCUGGGACACCAGUAGUAGUACUAGCAGUAGUUGUAGUAGUAGUAGUUAUAGUAGAAGCAGUAGUUGUAGUAGUAGUGGUGGUAGUACUAGCAGUAGUAGUAGUAGUAGUUGUAGUAGUAGUUGUAGUAGUAAUAGUAGUAGUAGUAGUAGUAGUAGUAGUAGUAGUAGUAGUUGUUGUAGUAGUAGUAGUAGUAGUAGUAGUAGUAGUAGUAGUAGUAGUAGUAGUAGUAGUAGUAGUACACUACAGUAGUAGUAGUAGUAGUAGUAGUAGUAAUAAUAGUAGUAGUACUAGCAGUAGUUGUAGUAGUAGUAGUUGUAGUAGAAGCAGUAGUUGUAGUAGUAGUGGUGGUAGUACUAGCAGUAGUAGUAGUUGUUGUAGUAGCAGUUGUAGUAGUAGGUAUUUUUUUCAUAUUUAUCAUUAUCAUUAACAGGUUUUUUUUCUUUCUAGUAUUAUUUUGAUAACAAAUCUUCUUCUUCUUCAUC